GCUUGGCGGGGCAAGAAAAAGUUGCCUUCAUUUCGAAACGUCGAAGGUAUUUCUACCCACAAUGCUCUGCGUCAACCGAGGUGGACAUAAUGGCCGACUUGGAGCGAUCGAUCGUUAGGUGAAUUCAUAGCGUUAUCUGGAAAAAUGAUCGGGAAAUAGCUGUCGUAACAGUCGAGAAGUCAUCUUUGUACACUAAUAACUCUGUAGGGAAACAUCUAAGCAAGGCUUGGGGCCAUUUUGGAGUCGUUUGGCCGUAUGGAGUAAAUUUACCGGCAAUCAUGUUGUACGCGUACGAGGAAUAUUGCCGAUGAAUCACAUACGAAACUUGGUCAUUUAUUGCAGAUCGCCGAGGUUUUUGUGAAAUUUUGCUACGACAGUCAUGAAUCCUGAUCCCAGAGAGUGUAAUAUCAAGGUUUUUGCUCGGUUUCGGCCACAAUCCGACGCAGAAGUUCGGGCAGGAGGGGAGAGUGUUGUUUCAACUCCAACUUCGGAUACUUGUGUUCAUGCGGGAAGAACAUACACCUUUGAUCGCGUAUUCAAGUCCAACACAUCGCAGGAAAGAGUUUAUUUGGAAGCUGCCCAGGUCAUCGUACAAGAUGUGCUCAAUGGAUACAAUGGGACAAUAUUUGCUUAUGGACAGACAUCCAGUGGGAAAACCCAUACAAUGGAGGGUCGCCUUGAUGAUCCAGUUAAUCAAGGAAUCAUUCCUCGCAUUGUGCAAGAUAUAUUUAAUUACAUUUAUAACAUGGAUGAAAAUCUGGAGUUUCAUAUCAAGGUUUCUUAUUUUGAGAUUUACUUGGACAAGAUCAGAGAUCUUUUGGAUGUAACCAAAACAAACUUAGCAGUCCAUGAAGACAAGAAUAGAGUUCCUUUUGUAAAGGGAGCGAGUGAGAGAUUUGUGUCCAGUCCAGAAGAGGUCAUGGAAAUUAUUGAUGAGGGAAAAAAUAAUCGCCAUGUGGCAGUAACAAACAUGAAUGAACACAGUUCAAGGAGCCAUAGUAUAUUUCUUCUCCACAUUAAACAAGAAAAUGUAGAAACUAAUAAGAAGCUCAGUGGCAAGCUUUAUCUGGUGGAUUUAGCGGGAUCUGAGAAGGUCAGCAAGACUGGUGCAGAAGGAGCUGUUCUUGAUGAAGCUAAGAACAUUAACAAGUCACUCUCUGCUCUAGGAAAUGUUAUUUCAGCCUUGGCUGAGGGAACGAAAACUCAUGUUCCCUACAGAGACAGUAAAAUGACAAGAAUAUUGCAAGAGAGUUUAGGUGGUAACGCUAGAACAACCAUUAUCAUUUGUUGCUCUCCAUCAUCUUUCAAUGAGCAAGAAACACGAUCAACUCUCAUGUUUGGUCAGAGGGCAAAAACCAUCAAGAAUGUUGUGGUAGUCAACGAGGAACUCACGGCUGAAGAGUGGAAGAGAAGAUUCGAGAAGGAGAAGGAAAAGAAUUCCAAACUCAGAGGAGCUCUGGGCAGAUAUGAACAAGAACUGCAAAGAUGGCGCGGAGGUGAGUCAGUCCCCCUUGAUGAACAGACGACGAACGCAAAAGAUAAUCGCAAUUCGCAAGUGUUUGAGAGUCUGGCACUCUUGGCUCCAUCACAGCCGGCUGUCAGCGAUAAGGAGAGGAAAAAGUUCGAGGACGAGAAAUCAAAGCUGUACAUUCAGCUGGAUGAGAAGGAUGAAGAAAUUCAAAAUCAGGCACGAUUGAUCAACCAGCUGAAGGAACAAAUGGCUGAUCAAGAAGAAGCCCUUAAGACAACUCAAGUUGACAGCGAAAAGCUCCAGUCGCAGAUCUCUUCCAUGCAGACUGAGAGCGAGACGUCAAAGACUGAAGUCAAAGAAGUGCUGCAAGCUCUGGAGGAGCUGGCGGUGAAUUAUGAUCAGAAGCUUCAAGAGGUUGAGACCAAAACAAAGGACAAUGAAAAACUGUCAGAAGAAGUAUCCCAGAAACAGAUGCAACUCAACAACGUCUCCAAGGAACUUUUAGAAAUUAAAGACAGUUCGUCUAUUUUGAGGAGGAGACUAGCUGAGAUGAUGAACAGCCUGUUGUCAGAUCUGGGCGAAAUUGGUAACGUUAUCGGAGGAAACGCGGCUGAAAUGAAGAAACCGAAUAUUGAUUGUAGUGGUAAUUUGGACGAAGAUUUUACCGUCGCCCGACUGUAUGUGAACAAGAUAAAAUCGGAGGUUAAAACCCUUUCAGUGCGUUCCAGUAACCUAGAGAUAACCGAAAGUGAUUUAAAGUCGUCACUGGAUGGAAAGAACAGAGAACUCAAUCAAUCACUGCUUCUCAUAUCACAGUAUGAAGCUAAGAUGAAAACACUCGAAGCAGACAUGAAGGAGAUGGAAUCGAAAAAGAGGAUCUUGGAAGAAGCCGUUGAUUCUCUGAACGAAGAAAUAGCCAAACUAAAGGCAAAAGCUCAGAUGCACGCUCUGGCUUUGAAAGACAAAGAGGAGGAGCACGCAGGCUUGCUUCACACAGCGGGUGAAAUUCAGUCUGCACUGGAGAAGCAAAUGAUUAGUCAUCGCGAGGCACACCAGAAACAGUUGUCGACUCUCAGAGAUGAGAUUGAAUUACAGCAGGCUACUAUUGCAUCAAUCAAGGAGACCAAUCAGAAGCAAGGUUUGGAGAGAGAUCACCUUAUGCUUGAAAAUGAAGCGCUGAAACGAGAACUUGAGGAGAAAUCUAGCCGAUUGGCCGAAAUGAGCAUCCAAGCAGAGAAAAGAGAACAGGCCAAGAAAGACCUCAAAGGACUUGAGGAGACUGUGCACAAAGAGUUGGCGACGCUGUAUCGACUGCGGCAGUUAUUCGUCAAAGAUUUGCAGGCCCGAUUAAAAGUGACCAACUCGGAUACUGACUCAGAGGAAGAAGGAGGAAGCCAAGCACAAAAACAGAAGAUUGCUUUUUUAGAGAAUAAUUUGGACCAGCUAACGAAGGUCCAUAAACAACGGAAAGCCUUACAGAGAGUGAAGAUGUUAAAGCAACAGAUCGAGUUUCUUUCCUAUGCUUGUUAGAAUCGAUCAGUUCCGGAGAUUUUGAUAUAUUCGAUACGUCAUUUGAGAGGCAGGGACUUCCGGUCGUCCUUUUCUUGGAAAUUUGGGGCAUUACUUUUACAAUCAAAAUAAUUUUUGUAUUGAAAUUGUCUAAAAUGUCGGGUUACCGAUUUCCUAAGGGGUUUUGGAGGGUUUAAAAAUGGAAUAAAAAGACCAGGGGAGAAAAUUAAUAACAAUUCGAUAACAAGAGGUACUUUAUUUCGCCACAAGGAAGCAUUUAAAACUAAUUUAUUUCUAACUUUACCAGAAACAAGGUAAAUUGGUCCUUCAAAUUUUCACGAUAUUUGUCGGGAUUUGAAUAUUUUUAUUAUUCAAUUCUGUGAACUGAAAGGCUACUGUUGGGUUUAUUAAUUUAACUAUUUGCGACGUGAUGUUUAGUGAAACGAGACAACAUUAAUAAGUACGCUUGUUCGAGGUCAAUAUAAUUUAUCCUCUGAUGUGUAAUCUCUACAGAUCGCCCGUCAAUGUAAUUACAUGCGUCUGCCUUCACUACCGUUUUAUAAAGUCUUUUAUUUGGAAAUUUCAUUUGUUGUUAUACUUAUUGUAAAGGGACAUCGUAUUUAAAAAAGAAGCCUGUUGAAAUUCGGUCAAUUUUUUUUUACUUGGGCCAUGUCGUGCCGAUAAGAAUUUUUUCGAAAUAUUUAACACUAAGUAAGUACUUUGAUAUAGAUCAUGUAUUAAAAAGAAGGGAAAUUUUCAAUAAAAAUGAAAAGAAU
This is a messenger RNA of Pocillopora damicornis (cauliflower coral), 3756 nucleotides long. Its product is annotated as kinesin heavy chain. The record is from RefSeq and is a predicted model, not a curated record. Gene Ontology annotation, biological process: microtubule-based movement. Gene Ontology annotation, molecular function: microtubule motor activity; microtubule binding; ATP binding. NCBI's taxonomy places the organism in Eukaryota, Metazoa, Cnidaria, Anthozoa, Scleractinia, Pocilloporidae.